GGUGUAGACAAUCAUUUUACGUCCCAUUCUUGUUCGCCCGCGCGACGACGACGACGAAUCCUUCCUUUAUCCUUCCCCAUCUUCAAGCAUGCGUGAAAUUGUUCAUCUCCAAACCGGCCAGUGUGGUAACCAAAUUGGUGCCAAGUUCUGGGAAGUCGUCUCUGAUGAGCAUGGAAUCGAACGGGACGGUCUUUACAAAGGCAACAACGAUCUCCAACUCGAACGUAUUUCCGUGUACUACACGGAGACUGGCUCCAACAAAUACGUUCCCCGUGCUGUUCUAAUCGACCUAGAGCCUGGUACUAUGGACUCUGUCCGCUCCGGACCAUUGGGUGGUCUUUUCCGUCCAGAUAACUUUGUCUUCGGACAAAGUGGUGCCGGUAACAACUGGGCCAAAGGGCAUUACACUGAAGGGGCGGAGCUGGUGGACUCCGUACUUGACGUCGUGCGUAAGGAGGCUGAGAACACAGAUUGCUUGCAAGGUUUCCAAAUCACACACUCUCUUGGUGGUGGUACCGGUGCUGGUAUGGGAACUCUUUUGAUCUCGAAGAUUCGUGAGGAGUACCCCGACAGAAUGAUGUGCACGUACUCUGUCGUGCCCUCGCCCAAGGUCUCUGACACUGUCGUUGAGCCAUACAAUGCCACCCUCUCCGUUCAUCAACUCGUCGAGAACUCUGACGAGACGUUCUGCAUUGAUAAUGAAGCUUUGUAUGACAUCUGUUUCCGAACCCUCAAACUGUCCACCCCUACCUAUGGUGACUUGAACCACUUGGUCUCGAUAGUUAUGUCUGGCAUUACGACCUGUCUUCGAUUCCCUGGUCAACUCAACUCUGACUUGAGAAAGUUGGCUGUCAAUCUCGUUCCUUUCCCCCGUCUCCACUUCUUCAUGACCGGUUUCGCUCCUCUCACGGCCCGUGGCAGUGCGCAGUACCGUUCUGUCAGUGUUUCAGAGCUGACACAACAAAUGUUCGACGCGAAGAACAUGAUGGCUGCCUCCGAUCCCAGACACGGUCGUUACCUCACUGUUGCGGCUGUCUUCCGAGGAAAGGUAUCCAUGAAGGAGGUCGAGGAACAGAUGCAAAACGUUCAGAACAAGAACUCGGCCUACUUCGUAGAGUGGAUUCCUAACAACGUCUUGACUGCUCAGUGUGACAUCCCUCCUCGGGGGAUCAAGAUGGCCGUCACUUUCCUCGGUAACUCGACAGCCAUCCAAGAACUCUUCAAACGUGUCAGUGAUCAAUUCACUGCCAUGUUCAAGCGAAAAGCGUUCUUGCAUUGGUACACUCAAGAGGGUAUGGAUGAGAUGGAGUUCACCGAAGCCGAGUCCAAUAUGCAAGAUCUGGUGGCGGAGUAUCAGCAAUACCAGGACGCGACUGCUGAGGAGGAAGGGGAGUACGAGGAGGAAGUCCCUCCUGAAGAGGAAUCGUAAAGGUCUUUCAAGGAUGUCUUUUAAAAACUUGAUUCCCCUCAUAUAUACCUACUCAUGAGUGGUCCACUCGUCUUUCUUCGACGUCUUCUGCUUUGGUCUCUUUUAGCAUUCUACAUUAUCAUCGUUUUCAUUGUACCCCUUCAUGAAUCUUACAGUUGUCACGUUUUUUGUGGAUUUAAGCCCUAAACAUUGGUGGUCAAUCCAAUACAUCAUCUUUUCCGGUGCA
Molecule: messenger RNA, 1655 nt
Organism: Marasmius oreades (fairy-ring Marasmius)
Lineage: Eukaryota; Fungi; Basidiomycota; Agaricomycetes; Agaricales; Marasmiaceae
Product: beta-tubulin
Exons: 10
Coding region: 89-1429 (446 amino acids)
Biological process (GO): mitotic cell cycle; microtubule cytoskeleton organization
Cellular component (GO): microtubule; cytoplasm
Molecular function (GO): GTP binding; GTPase activity; structural constituent of cytoskeleton
Source: RefSeq, a predicted model, not a curated record